Hippopotamus amphibius kiboko is the source of this 933-nucleotide messenger RNA. Its product is annotated as olfactory receptor 7A17-like. NCBI's taxonomy places the organism in Eukaryota, Metazoa, Chordata, Mammalia, Artiodactyla, Hippopotamidae. Bases 1 to 933 code for a protein of 310 amino acids. The record is from RefSeq and is a predicted model, not a curated record. Gene Ontology annotation, cellular component: membrane. The transcript has a single exon. Gene Ontology annotation, molecular function: olfactory receptor activity; G protein-coupled receptor activity. Gene Ontology annotation, biological process: G protein-coupled receptor signaling pathway.
AUGGAAUCAGACAAUGAUACAUGGAUUUCAGAAUUUCUUCUUCUGGGAAUUUCAGAGGAAGCAGAUUGGCAGCCCACCAUAUCUGGGCUUUUCCUCUCCAUGUACCUGAUCACUAUGUUUGGGAACCUGGUCAUCAUCCUGACUGUCAGCUCAGACUCUCACCUCCACACACCCAUGUACUUCUUCCUCUCCAACCUGUCCUUUGUGGACGUCUGCUUCACCUCCACCACCAUCCCCAAAAUGCUGUGGAAUAUCUGGACACAGAGCAAAGUUAUCACCUAUGAAGGCUGCGUCACACAGAUAUAUUUUCUCAUACUAUUUGCAGUGUUGGACAUCUUUCUCCUGACCAUAAUGGCCUAUGACAGGUUUGUGGCCAUCUGCCACCCCCUGCACUACACAGUCAUCAUGACCCCCCGGCUCUGUGGAUGGCUGGUGCUAGUGUCCUGGAUCAUAAGUGCCCUGAAUUCCUUGCUACAAAGUUUAAUGAUGUUGCAACUUUCCUUCUGCACAAACUUUGAAAUCCCCCACUUUUUCUGUGAACUCAAUCAUAUGGUCCAUCUUGCCUGUUCUGACACAUUUCUUAAUAACAUAGUCAUGUAUUUUGCUGCUGUCCUGCUGUGUGGUGGUCCUUUCUUUGGUAUCCUUUGUUCAUAUUCUAAAAUAGUUUCCUCCAUACGUGGAAUUUCAUCAUCUCAGGGAAAGUAUAAAGCAUUUUCCACCUGUACAUCUCACCUUACCAUUGUCUCCUUAUUUUAUUGUACGAUGCUUGGAGUGUACCUUAGCUCUGCUACUACCCACAAUACACACUCAAGUGCAACAGCCUCGGUGAUAUACACAGUGGUCACACCCAUGCUGAACCCCUUCAUCUACAGUCUCAGGAAUAAAGACAUGAAGAGGGCUCUGAAAGCAGUAUUUGUGAAGGGAACUAUGUAA